GCCGCGCAGCUCCCCCUUGCCUCCUCCCGUCCACUAGCCCGCAGCUCCCCCGUGCCUCCUUCAGGUUCUCUCCCCCCGCCUUCAUCCACACUUGUGGACUAAAUGUCUACUCUUUCUCCAUUAAUUCGUACCGGUCGGCGUACUCCGGCGGUUGACCACCAUGCCCUCGCACGCGCAAAUCUCCUCCGCCUCCUCCCCGUCCUCCCCCGCUACCUACUCCCGGUCCUCACCCUCGGGCGUGAAUCCUCACAUCCACUACACUGGCCAAAAAGUUGAUGCUUUUGAGGUGGCGUGGUGAGUGGCUCCUCCACCACGGAUUCGCCCCAGAGCAGCGGCGGGGGUCCGUUGCUCGUGCCGUGGCGCUCGAUCUGGAGGGCAUGGGGACUAACGCGGCAGGACGCCCGUCGAUGAUGCUUCGCUGCUUCUCUGGUGGCUCUUCACCAUGUCCGGUCGCCAAGCAGCACUGGUUCCUCGUCUUCGGCCAGUUCGCGGCUGCGAUGCAGAAGUUAUCUCAGUUGGAUGAUCGGAAGAAAGAUGAAGAGGCCCAAAUGCGCGGUCAGAGAAACGGGAGCAACACCUUCUUCAUCAGGGGAGGACGACGGGCAACAGUUCAGGACGGUGGUGAGCAACAGAGCAGCACGUUCUUGUUCAGGCGACGAGCAGGGACGUGGACGAGCUGAGUCGCGGCCGCGGAGCAGGGAGCAGCGGCGCAGAGA
Lolium rigidum is the source of this 716-nucleotide messenger RNA. RefSeq lists its product as uncharacterized. The transcript has 3 exons. The record is from RefSeq and is a predicted model, not a curated record. The coding region runs from base 276 to 680 and encodes 134 amino acids. Lineage: Eukaryota; Viridiplantae; Streptophyta; Magnoliopsida; Poales; Poaceae.